Drosophila ananassae is the source of this 3967-nucleotide messenger RNA. It is a transcript of the gene bam, whose product is annotated as protein bag-of-marbles. Lineage: Eukaryota; Metazoa; Arthropoda; Insecta; Diptera; Drosophilidae. The transcript has 3 exons. Bases 2412 to 3746 code for a protein of 444 amino acids. The record is from RefSeq and is a predicted model, not a curated record.
CAGGCAAAUUGUUUCCAUUCAUUGCCAAUACGAAAGUUAUUUCACAACGACUGAAUCCAGUACCGCUUAAAGUUUAAUGUGGAGCUUUAGGUGGCGAAAUUCAAAGUUUGUGCACUUCACAGAUAUCAUAAAGAAUUUCCUGUUCUCCACGUAUACUUUUUGCAAUAAUUUCAAAAUUGCAUUCAAUUUGCUGAUGUUUUGUCAACUUUUCCCGUAGACUUCCUUGAAAAUGGGGAAAUGUAUGGGAACAGCUACUUGGCCCACAGCGAUGUCUGUAUCGCUGUCAAUUUUCAGCCGAUCCUUGAGCGGAAUACCUCAAUCGAAUUGUAGAUUGAUUCCCCAUAAAUCUGCAUUAAAAUCUCCGAUCGAAUUUUUUCUUACAUAUUUUGUCAAAUUCUCCCGUAGACUCCCUUGAAAAUGAGGAAAUGUAUGGGAACGGCUACUUCGCCCACAGCGAUGUCUGUAUCUCUGCCAAUUUUCAUCCGAUCCUUGAGCGGAAUACCUAAAUCGAAUUGUAGAUUGAUUCCCCAUAAAUCUGCAUUAAUAUCUACGAUCGAAUUUAUUAAUAAAUUUUUCUUCAAUUUUUACCAUGGACUUCCUUUUAAAUGGGGAAAUGUAUGGGAACAGCUACUUGGCCCACAGCGAUGUUUGUAUCUCUGCCAAUUUUUAUCCUAUCCUUGAGCGGAAUGCCUGAAUCGAAUUUUAGAUUCAUUCCCCAUAAAUCUGCAUUAAAAUCUCCGAUCGAAUUUUUUCUUACAUAUUUUGUCAAAUUCUCCCGUAGACUCCCUUGAAAAUGAGGAAAUGUAUGGGAACGGCUACUUCGCCCACAGCGAUGUCUGUAUCUCUGCCAAUUUUCAUCCGAUCCUUGCGGAAUACCUCAAUCGGAUUGUAGAUUGAUUCCCCAUAAAUCUGCAUUAAUAUCUACGAUCGAAUUUAUUAAUAAAUUUUUCUUCAAUUUUUACCAUGGACUUCCUUUUAAAUGGGGAAAUGUAUGGGAACAGCUACUUGGCCCACAGCGAUGUUUGUAUCUCUGCCAAUUUUUAUCCUAUCCUUGAGCGGAAUGCCUGAAUCGAAUUUUAGAUUCAUUCCCCAUAAAUCUGCAUUAAAAUCUCCGAUCGAAUUUUUUCUUACAUAUUUUGUCAAAUUCUUCCGUAGACACCCUUGAAAAUGGGGAAAUGUAUGGGAACGGCUACUUCGCCCACAGCGAUGUCUGUAUCUCUGCCAAUUUUCAUCCGAUCCUUGAGCGGAAUACCUAAAUCGAAUUGUAGAUUGAUUCCCCAUAAAUCUGCAUUAAUAUCUACGAUCGAAUUUAUUAAUAAAUUUUUCUUCAAUUUUUACCAUGGACUUCCUUUUAAAUGGGGAAAUGUAUGGGAACAGCUACUUGGCCCACAGCGAUGUUUGUAUCUCUGCCAAUUUUUAUCCUAUCCUUGAGCGGAAUGCCUGAAUCGAAUUUUAGAUUCAUUCCCCAUAAAUCUGCAUUAAAAUCUCCGAUCGAAUUUUUUCUUACAUAUUUUGUCAAAUUCUCCCGUAGACUCCCUUGAAAAUGAGGAAAUGUAUGGGAACGGCUACUUCGCCCACAGCGAUGUCUGUAUCUCUGCCAAUUUUCAUCCGAUCCUUGCGGAAUACCUCAAUCGGAUUGUAGAUUGAUUCCCCAUAAAUCUGCAUUAAUAUCUACGAUCGAAUUUAUUAAUAAAUUUUUCUUCAAUUUUUACCAUGGACUUCCUUUUAAAUGGGGAAAUGUAUGGGAACAGCUACUUGGCCCACAGCGAUGUUUGUAUCUCUGCCAAUUUUUAUCCUAUCCUUGAGCGGAAUGCCUGAAUCGAAAUUUAGAUUCAUUCCCCAUAAAUCUGCAUUAAAAUCUCCGAUCGAAUUUUUUCUUACAUAUUUUGUCAAAUUCUUCCGUAGACUCCCUUGAAAAUGGGGAAAUGUAUGGGAACGGCUACUUCGCCCACAACGAUGUCUGUAUCUCUGCCAAUUUUUAUCCGAUCCUUGAGCGGAAUGCCUCAAUCGAAUUGUAGAUUGAUUCCAAAUAAAUCUGCACUAGAAUCUCCGAUUGCAUUUUUUAAAUAUAUUUGUAAUAUUUUGCCCAUUGACCUUGUAAAUGGGGAAAGUGGGUGGUUAUACCAGACUACCUCUAAAAUUUGUUUAUUGUAUAAAGAUCAAGUGAUGGGCUUUGAGUUUGUAGCAUCUGGAAAGUUCAAAACUUACAAGAGAUAUAAAAUUUAAAUUUUAAUUAGUUUGCCCUUGUGUCACGAGCCAACACGAGCUGUCACGAGCUUUUUAUGACUUUUUUUACGUAAUCGGUAUCAUCGAUCUUUUUCCAUCUCUAGCGACGCAAAGCCCAAAAAAUCGCAGACAGCUUGACGCCGCUUGGCUUUAUAAAAAAAAAAAAUACAUUUUUUAGGGGAAAAAUGUUGAAUCCCCAGUCAGAGGAAAUAGAAUUGGACCGCAAUCUUGAGGAGGUGCAGGCUCAGCUAGCCUGCCUAAUGGACUCCAACUGCAACGCAUCGCAAAUCAAUCUUUCUACGGCGACUGGUCUUGAGACUGUACCUGGGAAAACCCCCGACGCCGACAGUACUGCUCAAAGCGUGCUUGCGGAAGUGCAGCGCAAUCUUAGGACGCUUCACUUGGACCAAGCUCCUGGCUUUGAGUUCCGUGGAUUGAGAUGCAUUCAGAUGCAACCUAAGAGGUUGCGGCAGAAUACUGGAUUCGAGAAUUUGCCACAGGGAGCAGGUUUGCAGAAGAAGCGCAAGUCAGAUGGUGAAGGCGUCUUAGUUUCGGACGUAAAGCAGCAACAGCUACGGAAGGAAACCCUGUGGAAUUUGCAGAAUAGGAAGCUUCCAGGAACUAGGUCUCCGGAUAGUAUGUGUUUUCUGGGAUUUCAAGGAGAUUUCAAAGAACCCAAUAUUGUUUCCCGUUUGAUGGAUCUGUUUAGGUCCUUGUAUGAUGUUCUUGCCGCUGACUUGAAUCUUUCAACAGACGAUAUGCUUCAAACGCACAUUAAGGCAAAAAUGCCCAAGAGUGUUAAUGUGCGCUAUCAGGUGCAGGUUUUGUGUACCAAGGUUGAGAAAUUUUUGGGAGGACUGCGCCGCACCCUGGAGGCAAAUCGGCUUUUCAGCUUUGAAAAGUACGACGAGUGCGACAAAUUGCUUAAAGGGUCCUCCUCCUACUUGCAGUCCCUUAAUCCUUUCCUGAAGGCCGAACUACGUCAUCGCAACUUUCGCUUUUAUUCGCAUGCGUCCAAAAGCAAUUUUCAACGACUAGAAGCAUUACUGUUGGGUUUCCGCGAAUGGCUUAAAGCAUCGCACAUCAGCGUGCACGUUUUUAACUGGGAAAUGGAUCUGGAGCAUCACUAUACUAACGACAUGAAGCGAUAUCACGAGGAGCUAAAAGAGCGAGCUUUGCUCAAGGCCUCUGCCGAGUUGGAAGCGUCUAACCCGGGAAAACUGUGCCCUGAGGAAGAGUUUAUCGCCACGCAUUACCAAUUGGAAAACUUGAUUCGGUGCGCCAAACAACAUGACAAGUUUCUAUCCGCCUUGCUUGUCAGUCCGGAGGAUUACUUCCCGCCGCACAUCGUUGCCAUGUGUGCCCGCCCAAAGAAUGCAUUACCCGGAGCUGUUCAGCUGCAAGCUGCUGCAGAGGCGGCCGCAGAUUUCGACUGGAGGUUGAUGGGCGUUAUGGUAGAGCCCUCAUCACCGCCAAGGCAGACACAUCGCCCCGUGCAUCCCGUUCGCUUUAGAAGUUAAAGCAAGGUAGCUACCGAGCUAAGAUAAAUUAAAGCAAUUUAAUGACGUUUUAAAGGUUCUGAGCUUAUUUCCAUUUACAAUUAAAAAGUAAUUAUUAAAGUUACACUUAAUUUGUUUAAUCUCAUAAUCAACGAAUGAUUACAGUUUAAAGCCAUGACUAUUUUAAAAGCCAACUACUACAGUCAAUAUUACUGCAACCCAAAAUCAAAUUAGGAAUAAUG